Procambarus clarkii (red swamp crayfish) is the source of this 429-nucleotide messenger RNA. NCBI's taxonomy places the organism in Eukaryota, Metazoa, Arthropoda, Malacostraca, Decapoda, Cambaridae. The record is from RefSeq and is a predicted model, not a curated record.
AUGAGGGCCCACUAUGACUCCAGUGAUCUGUUGUCAGUAGUGGAUGUUGAUGUGGAUGCUAUAUCUGAAGGAACAGUACUAGUGGCUGACAUUGCAGGAGUGGAUGCGGAUGUGGAUGCUAUACCUGAAGGAACAGUACUAGUGGCUGACAUUGCAGGAGUGGAUGCGGAUGUGGAUGCUAUACCUGAAGGAACAGUACUAGUGGCUGACAUUGCAGGAGUGGAUGCGGAUGUGGAUGCUAUACCUGAAGGAACAGUACUAGUGGCUGACAUUGCAGGAGUGGAUGUUGAUGUGGAUGUUAUACCUGAAGGAACAGUACUAGUGGCUGACAUUGCAGGAGUGGAUGCGGAUGUGGAUGCUAUACCUGAAGGAACAGUACUAGUGGCUGACAUUGCAGGAGUGGAUGCGGAUGUGGAUGAUAAAGAAUAG